UGGAAUUUUCCAAGCUGUUUAAAGGCACAGUACAUGCACUAAGUUGAAACUUCUGACCCACUGGAAUUGUGAUACAGUGAAUGAUAAGUGAAAUAAACCAUUUUUAGAAAAAUCACUUGUCAUGUGCGAAGUAGAUGUCCUAACCGACUUGCCAAAACUUGAGUUUGUUAACAAGACAUUUGUGGAGUGGUUGAAAAACUAGUUUUAAUGUCUCCAACCUGAGUGUAUGUAAACUUCCGACUUCAACUGUACCCAUGUCAACUUAAUGUCUUUUCACCGUUUUUGUCACAUAACCUUUUCAAGACUCCAUUAUGAAGAUUUAAGUUGUGCUGAUCCUUUGGAUUAAGAUACCUGUGUCAGUGUCCUAUUGUAAUGCAUUACUGACUAUUCCUUCUAUUCACUGUACCACUCACUGGGAGCCAAAUCAUUUAUUGGUGCCGGUUGUGUCGGUCUGUGCAUGACAGAAGGCAGCCUUCUGGGUUCCAUAUAUGCUGGUGGUGGCACCGUCGGACCAACUCUGAUACCAAAUAGGUGGAAUCUGAUGCCACAUCAUUAGGACUGUGGCGGGGACAGAGGCUGAGGAUGCCUUGUUAUCAAAGUAGCCUUUUCCACAGUGCUGAGCUGGCCUGAUUAUGCAUCCCCUUCAUUGCUGUAGGCCACUGUCCAUAGGGUGGCGCACAAUUGGCCCAGUGUCGUCUGGGUUUGGCCGUGGUAGGCCAUCAUUGUAAAAAAAGAUUUGUUCUUAACUUAAGGUUCAAUUUUAAAAGUCCUGAAACCAUGACGUGAAAGCACAGUACAUUUGGCUUGGCCUGCUUUGGGUAAAUCAGGCAUGUGGUGGGGGCUGAGUUUGGUCCACUAUCCUGACCUGUGGGUGGUAAUGACGAGGGACUGCCCUCUGAUGCUGUGAUCUCAGUGGGUUAGGGGCCAGUCCCUCCUGCUACUCAAUCUCCUUAUUCACUGACUGACCCUCCCACUCACCAGCAUGCCUCAACUACAUUCCACACAUGCCAGCCCGAGUCUCAGCCUGGCACUUGGAGCGUGUGCCCGCCAGGGUGCUCCACGCUCAACAAAAGGUUGAGUGUUCAGACUGGGGGGGGACUAUCGGUAUGGUCCCUCUGGUUUGAAGGGCUACAGUGUGCUGAAAGGGUAGGACAGUGCCCACCUCCCUUACUGUAAUGGUCAGUGCUGUAUGACCACAUAUUGUCACAUCCCGUCUCCCAGAGCCAAAUGGACUCCUCAAUCCCUGGCUCGUAUGGUCGUUCUCUAUUGACAUCUUACUGCUGUUGAAUGGCCGGUAGUGGUACAAAAUACAGUGUUCCAUAUUCUCACGAGUACAAAAGACUAGCUAGGCAAAUUUCCAUUGAAAUUGUUUUUAAGUCCAGGAGUAGGUUGAGUCUGAGUCAGGUAAUCGGGCCUCAAUUUGAAACAAAAUGCAGAAUUAAUAAAAAAAGCUUAUAGAAGCAUAAUCAAUCUAUAGCUUCAAAAUAUAAAUAGGCUGUUGGUCCUUUAAUUUGAGAACGGUAACAGUUCUCCAGCCCGUCCCUCCGAGUGAAUUUAAUUUAGGAUUGUUUCUAGAAUGUAUUCUGUACUGUAACUGGGUUCACUACAAAACAAAGACUACAUGAAAUGCAAUACCCAUUUAUUUUCAGUUUAUUUGGACAAUAAUCUAUUGUCUGUCAUUCCUAAUAACAGCCCUUGGUUGUGUGUUAUUUACAAUAAUCCAUGUGUUUGCAUGCCUUAACUUUAUUUGUAUAUUCUAUUCAUCCAAUUUUUGUAAAAAGUAUCUACUUUGCUAAAACAAUUUUUGAGCAAUACUGUAGUGAGACAGCAAGCUUGGAGAAGAUGGCACAAUCGAGCUCUUUGUGCCUUGGCUCUCUGCAAUUGUUCUUUUUAUACUAUUUGCUACCACUCCUAUCAGCUUUCAGCUCAGACUAGUGUCUGCUCUCAAUAGCCUUCUGUAUGCAGCCAGAGAAUAGAGCCCAUGCCCUCUUCCUCUCCAUCUCUCGUUCCCUCUUUCUUUUUCCCUUUGUGUCUCUCCCUCCCCUCUCGUUCUCUUUUAAACACAAACAAGUGCAAGUCCUGACAGGGAGCCUGAUGUCACAGUUGGCUGUAUUCAGCUGGAUCUCGUUCAAAAAGUGGAGCAGAAGAAUCAGGUGUGCAUAAUAUACAAAGAGAGAGAGAGAGCGCACCUGCCAGAUGAAUUGGCUAUGGAGCGUUGGGCAUAACAUAUGUAAUGAAAAGGAAAGCACUUGACUAUGUGGUGGGGUUGUGACACUGUGUGUGACCCGACGAGCAGGCACAAGCAACCAGUGGACCGGACAGCUCUUCUUGAGAUGCACUGCUAUGCACUCUGAGGAGAAACAACAGUCUUAGGUUUUAACUUCAGUUGCAUUUUUCAUCUAACUGCAGUUGCGGGAUUUAUGCACAACAGGAUAACUUCUAUUUGGGACCAUGGUUGGCAAGCAGGGGAGGCAAUGGAGGUCGAUGUGCAAAGGCCUUGUCCUGGGUACCCUACUCACUAGCUGUAUGAUCCUGCUCUACUGCCUUUCUGCUCCACAGGCCCACUUCAAUCUGCCUGAGGGUCCAGUGCCUUACUCCUGUUCCCAUCGACCUGCUCAAGCCCACACCAGACUUUUCAAAAACAGCUCACACCAUUCACCGGGGCAGACAGGCAUCUGCACUCCCAAAGUGGACAUCAUGUUCAUGAAAACCCACAAGACAGCUAGCAGCACACUCCUCAACAUCCUCUUCCGAUUCGGAGAGAAGCACCGGCUCAAGUUUGCCUUCCCAAACAGCCGUAAUGACUUCUUCUACCCCUACCCAUUCCAGCGCUCCCAGGUCAAGGACUACAGGCCUGGCAUGUGCUUCAAUAUCAUCUGCAACCACAUGCGCUUCAACGCACCUGAGGUGGCCAAGGUGCUUCCUACAGACACCUCCUAUAUCACCAUCCUCAGAGACCCGGCUGAGCUCUUUGAAUCCUCCUUCCACUACUUUGGCCGCCUGGUGCCCAUGACCUGGAAAAUACCAGGCGAGGACAAGUUGGGGGAGUUCCUGCGCGACCCCCGCCACUACUUUGACCCCAAUGGCUUCAACUCCUUCUACCUCAAGAAUCUGCUGUUCUUCGACUUUGGGCAGGAAAACACUCUGGAGCUGGGCGACCCGCGGGUAGAGGAGGGCAUCCGGGCCAUCGCAGGCCGCUUCCAGCUGGUCAUGCUGGUGGAGCACUUUGAUGAGUCCCUCAUGCUGCUCAAGGACGCCCUCUGCUGGGAGAUGGACGACCUGCUCUUCUUCAAGCUCAACGCCCGGAAGGACUCCACCGUGUCUAAACUGACCCCGGAGCUGAGGGUCAAGGCCCUGCAGUGGAAUGCCGUGGACUGGAGGCUUUACCAACACUUUAACGUCACCUUCUGGAGGAAGGUGGAUGCAUACGGACGCCAGCGAAUGGCUGACGAUGUGGCGGAGCUCCAGAGGAGGAACGCAGUGAUGGCGGCAGUCUGUAUCGAGGGAGGCCAUGCUGUGGACGCAGGGAGCAUCCAGGAGACAGCCAUGCAGCCCUGGCAGCCCAUCGGGGAGAAGUCAAUCAUGGGCUACAACCUGAAAAAGAAUGUGGACAAGGCCCACCGCAAGCUAUGCCUUAAGAUGCUCACCCCAGAGCUGCAGUACCUGACAGAGCUGGGGGUCAACCUUUGGAUCACUAAACUGUGGGGUCAUGUGAGAGACGUGAUCAACUGGUGACUAGAGGGUGAUUAGAGAGACACGAGCCAUGGGCCAAGAGAGUGCGGCUGUGGGUGUGUGCCUGCUUGUGUGAGAGCCCCUAUUGGAUUGCAUAGCCUCCAAGGCCUGAAUGCCUGCAGAAGAUCAUAAGGGGUUUGGUUUUGCAUAGCCUUCUCAAUCAUGGUAUGAUGAACUCUUCCUCUGUGUCAGCAGUAUUGACUUGUUUGCCUUAAAUACAGUACAUGUUUGCAGUAUGUAAUGUACCUGAUAGGUGCUUGAGAACCGCAACGUUUGCGUUAGAAUCUGAAGAUAAGCAUAAGCAUCCCUCUUUAAAAUGUACGUGUUUAUAGGUAUAGUAUACUGAAUACCCUUUAUACCCUCAGCCCUGCCAAUCUUAGAGUAUUUUUGAAAUAAAGACUAAAUUAAAAAGA
Molecule: messenger RNA, 4145 nt
Organism: Oncorhynchus mykiss (rainbow trout)
Lineage: Eukaryota; Metazoa; Chordata; Actinopteri; Salmoniformes; Salmonidae
Product: galactosylceramide sulfotransferase
Biological process (GO): galactosylceramide biosynthetic process; myelination
Cellular component (GO): membrane
Molecular function (GO): galactosylceramide sulfotransferase activity
Source: RefSeq, a predicted model, not a curated record